GAUAGAACGUUGGCAGCAGCAGCAGCAGCAGGUCGUGGUAACCUUACAGUUGUAAACUUGUAACAUCAGAUUUAAUGCAAUUCUGCUGUUACCAUGACGUUGGGAUACUAACAGUGGAUAUUUAAGUACCAAGGAUAUAUAUUAAGAAGAUAAUAUCAACGAGAACCAGUUUCGAAAACGUUCCGUAACGCCAAUGGACGAAAUCGGAGAAGAGCCGCAGUUCGUCGUCGACGAGGUGAGCAGCAUAAUCAGGGACGUGAUCGAAGAUGCCAUCGGAGGAAACGCGUACACCCAGACGAAAGUCAACCAGUGGGCGACCAACGUCGUCGAAUCCUGCCUGGGACACUUGACCAAAUUGCAAAAGUCCUUUAAAUACAUUGUGACCUGCUCUAUAAUGCAGAAGAAGGGUGCUGGCUUUCAUUGUGCGAGCUCCUGUUACUGGGACAACACCACCGAUGGGAGUUGCACAGUUCGUUGGGAAAAUAAAUCUAUGUACUGUAUCGUAUCUGUGUAUGGUUUAGCAAUAUGAUGAUAAUAAAAAGUAAUUCCAUCAAUAACAUAAAUAUGAUUCCCGCCUGUAAAUUUUACCUUCUUGAGAAAAACGGAGAUUAUAUUUUUUUGGUUUUAUUCAACACUUCAAUUCUAACGCUGCACUUCUUUCCUUUACAAACAAAAUCAAAAGUUAGGUAGUUUUAAGAUUAAAAAUUUUAAUUUUACUCUAUGAAAAAAUAAUGAAUAAAAAUAUUUAUUGCCUUCUUUUGGUUUUGAAAAUCAAAUCUCAUAUUCGUAUCUUGUGAUUUUUUUUUUUUUUUGAAGAAUAUAUGUAUUAAUUUUUAGGCAUUUUUGCUUCCUGAUCGGGAUGAUGUGAUGAAUGUAAUUUUAACUUCUCAUGUAUUUUUUGUAACUAUAUAAUUUAUUAAUAUAUAUAUUGCAACAGUGGUAGU
Cimex lectularius (bed bug) is the source of this 944-nucleotide messenger RNA. RefSeq names its product dynein light chain Tctex-type 1-like. The coding region runs from base 194 to 529 and encodes 111 amino acids. The record is from RefSeq and is a predicted model, not a curated record. Gene Ontology annotation, cellular component: cytoplasm; cytoplasmic dynein complex. Gene Ontology annotation, molecular function: dynein intermediate chain binding. Gene Ontology annotation, biological process: microtubule-based movement. Lineage: Eukaryota; Metazoa; Arthropoda; Insecta; Hemiptera; Cimicidae. The transcript is spliced from 3 exons.